UUUGUUCUGACCCACAUCGGCCGACAUUACCGGUUUCCCUUGACCCUCCUUACGUGACAAUAUAUAAUGUUCCAGUAGGCCUCGUCUAGCAGCUACCGAAGCACCGGACCAUAACAAGGGAAGGGUUGGAGAUACGAACAGCUGCGAUGUUUAUCAGAAGCGAGAUGACACUCACAUACGCACACAGCGUCGUGCUGGCAUUUCUCACUCUUACUGGAGUUACGCUACCGGGAGAAGCGCAUGUAAGCAAACCCAAUAUCGUUGUGAUAUUAGCCGAUGAUUCCGGCUGGGGCGACCUGUCCGUGUAUGGACACGCGAGUCAAGAAUGGGGUCGACUGGACGACAUGGCCAGCGAAGGACUUCGAUUCACUAACUUCUACACUUCGUAUCCGAUCUGCUCACCGAGUCGAGCUAGUCUAUUGACAGGUAGACUGCCUAUUAGAACGGGAAUCUACCGUCCAUUGGGAGCAAACGACAUAAUCGAAGUUGUUAUUCCAAUGAAUACGGGUGGCUUGCCUGCGGACGAGCUGACCAUCGCUGAGCUCCUGAAGAAGGGAGGAUACAGGACAGGAAUGGUUGGCAAGUGGCACCUGGGUAUUAACAAGUAUAAUUCGAGCGAUGGAACGCAUCUGCCUAAAAACCAGGGAUUUGAUUACGUUGGAACGAAUCUGCCUUUUACGAUGGCGUGGCAUUGUGACGUGAACAAAGUACACAUGGCAGCCCCUGACACUGACUGGUGCUUUCUGUACGAAGGCGACCGCGUAGUUCAGCAGCCUAUAGACACGCACUUCAUGACGGGCGCGAUAGUGCGCGACGCUGUGGAAUUCAUCCGAAGCAACGCCGAUGGAACGCCAUUCUUCCUUUACUACCCCAUGACGCAGACACACACGGACCUGGGCGUGAUGCCGCGGUUUAAAGGCGUGUCGAAAAACGGUAGGUAUGGAGACAACGUCGCCGAAAUGCAGUGGGCAGUUGGAGAGAUUCUAGAUGCGCUCAAGGAGGAAGCGCUGGAGAAAAACACACUUGUGAUAUUCACAUCAGAUAACGGCCCGCACCUGGAGCUUUGUGAAGAGUCAGGAUCGGCGGGAAUCUUAAAGGGAGGAAAGGGUCAAACGUGGGAUGGAGGAGUUAGGGUGCCAGGUAUUGCCUGGUGGCCAGGAACAAUCACACCAGGCAGAACAUCAAAGGUUGUCCUAAGUGUAACGGACUUGCUGCCAACAUUUGCAAACCUAGCAGGAAUUAAGCUACCCGAUGACAGGAUUAUAGACGGGAAAAGUUUCCAUAGGGUGCUACUCGGAGAGCACACAGCAAAGGUUCAUGAUAUAUUGUACUUCUACUGCGACGAGAGGAUCAUGGCAGUACGCUACGGCGACUUCAAGAUACACUUUUACACCCAGGCGGUUAUUCAAACAGAGCAUUACACGAACGAGAGAAACUGCGUAAAUGGUGUCCCUCAGAAAGCAUUGCUGUUUACUUGCAAGGAUUGCGACUCGCCAUGCGUGACUGCACACAUACCACCAUUGAUUUACAAUAUUGAGAAUGAUCCAAGCGAAAAGUUUUCGCUACCCGCCCACAACUACGAAGACGUGCUCAGAAACGUAAGCCGCCUAAUGGCGGCUCACUCGCGAACACUUACGGGGAUAAAUAAGAGAGCAUCGGAGUUGGCUAAGCCCAUGUCUGAUGCAGUUGUAACGUGCUGCGAUCCGCCCGCUUGCAAUUGUAACUACCCUGGUCAGACUGGCAAAUCCAGGUCGAACUAUUAAAAAAAGAGUAAUGAAAUUCGUAGUGCAAUCGUUAAUGCCAACAAUGAAAACGCUUCAAUGCAAAAAACUCAACCUUUAGUUGCGCUGAUUAUUUCAUUAUUGAUAGUAAAUAUACCCAUUACUGCGAGUUAGAGUAUAUAUACGGAAGGAUGGUAACAUUACCUAACUAUGGAAGAAGUAAUUGAUUAACAAUUAUGUAGCUAAGGUUCUGCCAUGUGACUGUCUUUAGGUGCAAAUCAACAAAUAAAACAAGCUUUCGCGUGUCAUCUCGACA
Messenger RNA from Priapulus caudatus, 2037 nucleotides. RefSeq names its product arylsulfatase-like. The transcript has 8 exons. NCBI's taxonomy places the organism in Eukaryota, Metazoa, Priapulida, Priapulimorpha, Priapulimorphida, Priapulidae. The record is from RefSeq and is a predicted model, not a curated record. The coding region runs from base 147 to 1763 and encodes 538 amino acids. Gene Ontology annotation, molecular function: arylsulfatase activity.